This is a messenger RNA of Coregonus sp. 'balchen', 21254 nucleotides long. NCBI's taxonomy places the organism in Eukaryota, Metazoa, Chordata, Actinopteri, Salmoniformes, Salmonidae. The record is from the annotation of a GenBank genome assembly.
AUGCUGACUGGACUGAUGUACCAUCGCCCUGAGGACCCCGUAGGCUUCCUGGAGAACUGCCUGCAGAAGGUGCGCGAGCUUGGAGGGCCUGAAUGUGUGUCCUGGGACACCUUUAUGUCCCCUGAGCGAAAGCCACUACCCCCAAUAAGCAUGGGACAUGGGAAGAAAGCUAGCUGCAAAUUGGGUAGGUUGACCUGAUUGAUAACAAAAUAAAUGUAAUUUCUAUCCCAUAGUAAUUGAUUUCCAUUCUCUGAAUCUGAGCGGUACAAUUACCUCAAUUCCCUAGUUGUUAUUCUUAGAGUAAAUACUAGGGCUGUCAAACAAUUAAAAAGUAUAGUUAAUCGUAUGGUUUUCUGUGUGAUUAACUGGAUAUUUUUGUUGUUGUUUAAAUUGUAAAAAUUUAACCCACAUUUUUUUUAACUCACAUUGGGGCCAAGGUAUAAUGGGUCCAUACUUGCGAACUUAAGCAACCAUAUCAAUUUAAAACAGGUUUUUCGGCACGAAAUUCAUAUCAGCCAAUUAAAAUAGUCGAUUUACUUGCAUGUGACAGAAAGCUAAAUUGUGUAGCUGACAGAAAGCUAAAUUGUAGCUGGUGCCAUCAGAUAACAUGGCACAUGUUAGCCCUAUGCUAACCUCAACAGGUGGCACUGAUUUUAUCCUGGCAUAAAGUCUUCAUCAGCCUAUCAAAUAUCUUAGACUUCAUAUCCACCAACCAAUGGCAUUUUUUAAAAUAGGUGAACCUUGGCUUACUAGAGGGAUAUUUUAAACCUACAAAUACAAGGUUUACUUUUGUUCCGUUGGUCUGUAACAAAAUGUUGUGUGCCAAUAUUGCAUUGAUUCAUCAAACAUUUUAAUGUUUUGGCACAAAAUCCCACAUUUUUGUUUAUCUGUUUCACACACAUCCAUAUGCUUUUAUGAAGAAGAGAAAAAUGAGGUCCUUACAACAUUUAUCAUAUAUAAAAACAAAAAUAAAAACCUAAUGUUUUUGUCAAAUAGCAGUCAUGUAGGCUAUAGUUAUCAUAAUUGCUUCUAGGUGGCACACACUGCUAAAGCGGUUGACUCAAAAUCAGUAGUGCACUUUAACUGUGGGUUCGAGCCACCCUCAUGUUAAGCUUUUUUUGUUGUUGAGGAAAGAACUGUUCACUACCGGUCCUUGAUGCUCGAUUCAAAACACGUGUCGAAGUGGAUGAUUAUAAUAAUGCAUAGCUUAUAAAACGUUGUAGGCCUACAUGUAAGUGUAGCCUACAUAACAAUAAACUAAUGACAGCCAAGUGUCUUCCUACAUUGACUGUCGAUUUAAAAUACUUAUUUAAAAUAACUGUGAUACUGCAAUCUGUAGGAUGAUAAUUACAAUCAUACUGUACACUUUGUAAUGCUCGUCCUUCUUGAGUCAAAUAAUGCAUAUGUGACAAAAAGAAGCUUAUUCUAAAAUUGCAUAUAAAAUGUUGUAGGCCUACAUUUAGGUGUACACGUCCAUGUAAUAUAGCCUCUGCAAUAUGAUUAUUGGGCAAUAGCAGUGUGUUAUGUGAAAGGCACAAGAAAGAGGUAGCUCCUUAUAAAAUUAAUUCAUAAUCUUCAUUUUCAAGCUGUUGGCUGUAGGAGUACCAUUUCAACACACUAACACAUGUAAAUCUAAAUUUCAAAGGGGGGGGGGGGUCUCAUGUGAGAUUCGAACCCUUGCCACAAUAUGCGACAAUUACGUGGACUAGGCACUUUACACAGAGAGCAAUUUGACCAGUCAGUCAAAUACACAUGAUAGUUGAUUUGAUGAUCAGAACAUGCUGUUCUACAGGUAGAAUACAAAACCAUUUGACAUAAACAGUUGCACUCAUGAGUUUUAUUGCCAAAUAAAUAAAGGUCCACCAAAGCAAAAACCUGAUAAAAAAUGAAUUUAUAUGAAUGCUGUAAGUACAGAAAUAGUUUGCUCAGUGGGAAAUAAUAUCCAACCAGUCAGUGACAACCGUGUGGAGAUUGGAGUUUGUGACAGCAACUAUGUGAAUAUUAUUACAGUUAUGUGAGCUAUUAAUAGUUUGUAGCUCAAACCAUUUGGACUCUACAGCCAUUUCUGUAAAAAGACCCGGGCCCCGGGCCCCUUCGGGAUCCGCACCUGUCUAACAAACACAGCUAUAGCGCCGCCCCGAUAAUCACUAAUGGUUGCUACCAACGGAUGCAGAAGAAAUAGAAUAAUCCAAUGGUACAAUCCACUGAACAAAAAUAUAAACGCAACACGUAAAGUGUUGGUCCCAUGUUUCGUUAGCCUAAAUAAAAUAUCCCAGAAAUUUGACAUAUGCACAAAAAGUUUACAGUGGGGAAAAAAAGUAUUUAGUCAGCCACCAAUUGUGCAAGUUAUCCCACUUAAAAAGAUGAGAGAGGCCUGUAAAUUUCAUCAUAGGUACACGUCAACUAUGACAGACAAAAUGAGAAAAAAAAAUCCAGAAAAUCACAUUGUAGGAUUUUUUAUGAAUUUAUUUGCAAAUUAUGGUGGAAAAUAAGUAUUUGGUCAAUAACAAAAGUUUCUCAAUACUUUGUUAUAUACCCUUUGUUGGCAAUGACACAGGUCAAAUGUUUUCUGUAAGUCUUCACAAGGUUUUCAUACACUGUUGCUGGUAUUUUGGCCCAUUCCUCCAUGCAGAUCUCCUCUAGAGCAGUGAUGUUUUGGGGCUGUCGCUGGGCAACACGGACUUUCAACUCCCUCCAAAGAUUUUCUAUGGGGUUGAGAUCUGGAGACUGGCUAGGCCACUCCAGGACCUUGAAAUGCUUCUUACGAAGCCACUCCUUCGUUGCCCGGGCGGUGUGUUUGGGAUCAUUGUCAUGCUGAAAGACCCAGCCACGUUUCAUCUUCAAUGCCCUUGCUGAUGGAAGGAGGUUUUCACUCAAAAGCUCACGAUACAUGGCCCCAUUCAUUCUUUCCUUUACACGAAUCAGUCGUCCUGGUCCCUUUGCAGAAAAACAGCCCCAAAGCAUGAUGUUUCCACCCCCAUGCUUCACAGUAGGUAUGGUGUUCUUUGGAUGCAACUCAGCAUUCUUUGUCCUCCAAACACGACGAGUUGAGUUUUUACCAAAAAGUUCUAUUUUGGUUUCAUAUGACAUUCUCCCAAUCCUCUUCUGGAUCAUCCAAAUGCACUCUAGCAAACUUCAGACGGGCCUGGACAUGUACUGGCUUAAGCAGGGGGACACGUCUGGCACUGUAUGAUUUGAGUCCCUGGCGGCGUAGUGUGUUACUGAUGGUAGGCUUUGUUACUUUGGUCCCAGCUCUCUGCAGGUCAUUCACUAGGUCCCCCCGUGUGGUUCUGGGAUUUUUGCUCACCGUUCUUGUGAUCAUUUUGACCCCACGGGGUGAGAUCCUGCGUGGAGCCCCAGAUCGAGGGAGAUUAUCAGUGGUCUUGUAUGUCUUCCAUUUCCUAAUAUUUGCUCCCACAGUUGAUUUCUUCAAACCAAGCUGCUUACCUAUUGCAGAUUCAGUCUUCCCAGCCUGGUGCAGGUCUACAAUUUUGUUUCUGGUGUCCUUUGACAGCUCUUUGGUCUUGGCCAUAGUGGAGUUUGGAGUGUGACUGUUUGAGGUUGUGGACAGGUGUCUUUUAUACUGAUAACAAGUUCAAACAGGUGCCAUUAAUACCGGUAACAAGUGGAGGACAGAAGAGCCUCUUAAAGAAGAAGUUACAGGUCUGUGAGAGCCAGAAAUCUUGCUUGUUUGUAGGUGACCAAAUACUUAUUUUCCACCAUAAUUUGCAAAUAAAUUCAUUAAAAAUCCUACAAUGUGAUUUUCUGGAAUUUGUUUUCUCAAUUUGUCUGUCAUAGUUGACGUGUACCUAUGAUGAAAAUUACAGGCCUCUCUCAUCUUUUUAAGUGGGAGAACUUGCACAAUUGGUGGCUGACUAAAUACUUUUUUUCCCCACUGUAUUUCUCUCAACUUUUGUGCACACAUUUGUUUACAUCCCUGUUAAUGAGCAUUUCUCCUUUGCCAAGAUAAUCAAAUCACAUUUAUUUAUAAAGCCUUUUUACAUCAGCAGAUGUCACAAAGUGCUUAUACAGAAACCCAGCCUAAAACCCCAAACAGCAAGCAAUGCAGUUGUAGAAGCAUGGUGACUAGGAAAAACUCCCUAGAAAGGCAGGAACCUAGGAAGAAACCUAGUGAGGUACCAGGAUCUGAGGGGUGACCAGUCCUCUUCCGUCUCUGCCGGGUGGAGAUUACACGAUCAAACGUUCACAGAUGACCAGCAGGGACAAAUAAUAAUCACAGUGGUUGUAGAGGGUGCAACAGGUCAGAACCUCAGGAUUAAAUAUCAGUUGACUUUUCAUAGCCGAGGUUGAGAGAGCGAGAGAGAGAGAGCGCGAGAGAGAGUCGAAAACAGCAGGUCUGGGACAAAGUAGCACAUCCGGUGAACAGGUCAGGGUACCAUAGCCUCAAGCAGAACAGUUGAAACUGGAGCAGCAGCACGACCAGGUAGACUGGGGACGGGGACAGCCAGGAGUCAUCAGACCAGGUACUCCAGUUCUGAGGCAUAGUCCUAGGGCUCAGGUCCUGCCAACACAUCCUUCUAUCUAAGUUACACGCUGAAGUUAUGUUGCGCUUUGUGACCUCUGACUGUUUCAUCCUAUCAUUGGUGCCGACGUGGAUAACAAUAUCCCUAUACCAUCUACACUCGCCAGUUUUAGCCUCAGCCAGCACCAUCUUCAGAUUAGCCUUUACGUCAGUAGCCCUGCCCCCUGGUAAACAAUGUAAUGUAUGAUCGCUGGAUGAUUCUUUUUAAGUCUAAUAUUGCAGGUAAUAGAGUCGCCAAUGACUAGGGUUUUCAAUUUGUCCGAGCUAAUGGUGCGAGACUUCGGCGGCUCAGACCCCGUAACUGGUGGAGAAAAGACCUGAGAAGGCUCGUGCUCUGACUCCGACUCGUUGCUUAGUGGGGAAAACCAGUUAAAAGUUUAUAUCGGCUGAAUGAGCGACAAUGGUUGAGCAUGCCGAAAGCAUUUCUUUCCAGAAGCCAUGAGAAAAUUGUCCAGCUGCAGGGACUGUGUAGGGGGAUUAACACUACUACCUGUAUUUACUGCUGGCACAGACACUGUAUCAUCCUUUCCUACACUUAAAUUGCCCUUGCCUAACGAUUGCAUCUGAACCCUAGCUUGCAACUUGGUUAUCCUCACAAUAAGGCGAUAGUUCUCCUGUACAGUAUAUUAAGAGUACAGCGACUGCAAUAAGAAGGCAUAAUGUUACUUAGCUUUUUUUUCAGCCGGAGGAGGUCCUGCAGAUCUAUGUACAGAUAAAGUGUCCAGGGUGAAAAAGUUGAAUAAAAAAAGUAGUGUGAGGACAAAACUAAGACCUUGGUAAACUUGUUAAAUACAGAGUUUGAUUAAAUAGUUAUUAAGAGUAAAAAGCGAAAAUGUUUGGCAGGUAGCCAAGUAGCAACAAACAGUAUGGAGACAAUGCGGUGUGGCAUAUCAAGAAGCUGAUUACACAGCAUGAUCAUUACAGAGGUGCACCUUGUGCGGGGGAAAAUAAAAGACCACCCUAAUAUGUGCAGUUUUGUUACACAACACAAUGCCACAAGUUCUGAGGGUGUGUGCAAUUGCCAUGCUGACUGCAGGAAUGUCCACCAGAGCUUUUGCAAGAUAAUUGAAUGUUCAUUUCUCUACCAUAAGCUGCCUCUAAUGUCGAAUUUGGCAGUACGUCCAACCGGCUUCACAACCGCAGGCCACAUGUAACCACGCCAGACCAGGACCUCUACAUCCGGCUUUUUCACCUGCGGGAUUGUCUGAGACCAGCCACCCGGACAGCUGAUGAAACUGUGGGUUUGCACAACCAAAGAAUUUCUGGAUAAACUGUCAGAAACCGUCUCAGGGAAGCUCAUCUGAGUGCUCGUCGUCCUCACCAGGGUCUUGACCUGACUGCAGUUUGAUGGCGACUGGCACGCUGGAGAAGUGUGCUCUUUACGGAUUAAUCCCGGUUUCAACUGUACCGAGCAGAUGGCAGACUUGCGGUCAAUGUUGUGAACAGAGUUCCCCAUGGUGGCGGUGGGGUUAUGGUAUGGGCAGGCAUAAGCUAUGGACAAUGAACACAAUUGCAUUUUAUCGAUGGCAAUUUUAAUGCACAGAGAUACCGUGACGAGAUCCUGAGGCCCAUUGUUGUGCCAUUCAUCUGCCGCCAUCACCUCAUGUUUGGGCAUGAUAAUGCAGAGCCCCAUGUCGCAAGGAUCUGUACACAAUUCCUGGAAGCUGAAAAUGUUCCUCCAUGGCCUGCAAACUCACCAGACAUGUCACCCAUUGAGCAUGUUUGGGAUGCUCUGGAUCGUCGUGUACGACAGCAUGUUUCAGUUUCCGCCAAUCAGCAACUUCGCACAGCCAUAGAAGAGUGGGACAACAUUUUACAGGUCACAAUCAACAGCCUGAUCAACUCUAUGCGAAGAAGAUGUGUCGCGCUGCAUGAGGCAAAAGAUGGUCACACCAGAUUCUGACUGGCUUUCUGAUCCACACCCCUACCUUUUUUUAAGGUAUCUGUGACCAACAGAUGCAUAUCUGUAUUCCCAGACAUGUGAAAUCUAUAGAUUAGGGCCUAAUUAAUUUAUUUCAAUUGACAUUUCCUUAUAUGAACUGUAACUCAGAAAAAUAUUUUAAAUUGUUGCAUCUUGCAUUUAUAUUAUUGUUCUGUGUAGAUCUAGCCUAGGCUACUUAUCCAUGUUGUUCAACAUGAACUCACAAGCUGUUACUACUAGAAUUGAGAUCAUUUGCUUAAAUCUUUUGACCUGAGAACUAAUAAAAAAAACAGUAGCUAAAUGGAAUGGAUGUCCUGUUCAGAUUAAAAUCAUUGUGGGAAAUUAGAUUUGAAUCAAAAGAGGCAUUCAGCCAUGGCAUUGUAAACAUUCUCGUUUGCGUUAGCAUAACUCAUUUAUGCUGUUAUCUAAAGAAACGGCUGGGAAUGUGUUUAUGGUUGAACUUUCUGUAAGAUUUCCUUCGAAAUUGUUGCUCAAAGCUGCAUGGAUGUUUAAGCACCAAGAGAGACAGACACCUAUACAGCAGCUGCUAGCUGCCAAGACCGAGAGUAGGGACAUCAAAGGUUCAGGCUGCUGCACAGUUACUAUGGAAGCUCUAGUCUAGAGCACACAGUUAUCAUUAUUGUAAAAAAAAAACUGUGAGCGUGCUUCCUUUACUAAAUAAAAAUAUUGAAUUAUUUGGUCAUAUUGAAUUAUUUUAUAUUACGCCAAUUUCCCCUAUGUGGACAGUAUGUGUUACUACGUUACACAAGCUCGAAUUUUCACCGCAUAAAAUUGAGUGGAAUUACACAUCCUUUUUGCUUCAGAUUGGUGAUGUUAAUAUACACAUUUACAGUCAUCACAAAUACAUUAAAUCGAUUGCUUUAAACAGAUUCAUAUAUUUGGUUUGGUACCUUUUGAUUUUGUUAUACGCGCCUGUCCAUCACAGGACUUAGAACGCUGUUAUCAUUUUUUAACUCAAAUGGCACAGCACGCAUACACUUUAAACUUUAGCCCCCUGUUCUAUUGAUAAUAACUUGAUAUCAUUGGAAGUGAUUCACAAAAAUUGUCGUUACACUUCAAUCAAAAUGUGACACCUCAAAAUGUAGCUACGGUGCCUUCAGAAACUAUUCACACCCCUUGACUUUUUCCACAUUUUGUUGUGUUACAGCCUGAAUUUAAAAUGGAUUGAAUGUAAAAAAAAAAAAUGUCACUGGCCUACACACAAUACCCCAUAAUGUCAAAGUGGAAUUAUGUUUUUCAAAAUUUUUACUAAUGAAUGAGAAAUUAAAAGCUGAAAUGUCUUGAGUCAAUAAGAAUUCAACCCCUUUGUUAUACCAAGCCUAAAUAAGUUCAGGAGUAAAAAUGUGCUAAACAAGUCACAUAAUAAGUUGCAUGGACUCUCUGUGCAAUAAUAGUGUUUAAACAAUUUUGUUAUGACUACCUCUGAACCCCACACACACAAUUAUCCUCUGUCAUGCUUGAAUUUAACACAGAUUCAACCACAAUGAUCAGGGAAAUGUUCUAAUGCCUUGCGAAGAAGGGCACCUAUUAAAAAAUUAAGCAGACAUUGAAUAUCCCUUUGAGCAUGGUGAAGUUAUUAAUUAGACUUUGGAGGGUGUAUCAAUACACCCAGUCACUAAAAAGAUACAGGCGUCCUUCCCUAUUCAGUUGCUGGGAAGGGAGGAUAACACUCAGGGAUUUCACCAUGAGGCCAAUGGUGACUUCAAAACAGUUACAGAGUUUAAUGGCUGUGAUAGGAGAAAACUGAGGAUGGAUCAACAACAUUGUAGUUACUCCACAAUACUAACCUAAGUGUGAAAAGAAGGAAGCCUGUACAGAAUACAAAUAUUCCAAUACAUGCAGGUAGCUUAGUGGGUAAGAGCGUUGUGCCAGUAACCGAAAGGUUGCUGGUUCUAAUCCCCGAGCCGACUAGGUGAAAUAUCUGUCCAUGUGCCCUUGAGCAAGGCACUUAACCCUAAUUGCUCCUGUAAGUCGCUCUGGAUAAGAGCGUCUGCUAAAUGACCAAAAAUAAAAUAAUAAAUAAAUAAAUGUAUCCUGUUUGCGAUAAGGCACUAAAGUAAAACUGCACAGAAUGUGCCAAAGAAAUGAACUUUAUGUCCUGAAUACAAAGUGUUAUGUUUGGGCAAAUCCUACACAACACAUCACUGAGUAUGUUUACAUGCACAGUAAUAAUUUGAUGUUAAACUGAUUAUGGCAGUAGGCAGAGUAUGGCAUUAGUCAUGUAAACACCUUACUCUGCUUAUCUUAAGCACUUUGAAAUGCAUCCUCUGUCAGAAAUGUGCUAUAUAAAUAAAGUUUGAUUGAUUGAUAGGUGCAUCCCCCCUUGUGAUUAAAUGCUGGAAAAUUUCUAAAGGAUUCUAUUGUGUAAAAACAGAAUUUAGGUUGCCAUUAAGCAAAACGUUUUUUUCACAGUAAUCUAUGUAAAUGACAUUUACAACAGUUUUAAGGCCCAAAUCAUGUAGCCAUCACUUGCCUUCAGAAAGUAUUCCUACCCCUUGACUUAUUCCACAUUGUUGUUACAGACUGAAUUCAAAGUGGAUGGAUUAUUUAAAAAAGAAUAAUGGGCAAAUAUUUUACAAUCCAGGUGUGCAAAGCUCUUAGAGACUUACCCAAAAAGACGAAUAGCUGUAAUCGCUGACAAAGGUGCUUCUACAAAGUAUUGAUCAGGGGUGUGACUACUUAUGUAAAUUAGAUAUUUCUGUAUUUCCUUUUCAAUAAAUUUGCAAAAAUUUCUAAAAACAUGUUUUCACUUUGUCAUUAUGGGGUGUUGUGUGUAGGCCAGUGACGUAAAAUCUAUUUAAUCCAUUUUAAAUUCAGGCUGUAACACAACAACAUUUGGAAUAGGUCAAGGGGUAUGAAUACUUUCUGUAGGCACUGUAAUUGUAUGUAUGGGGUAAAGUUAUUCAAAAAUCAUGUUAAACACUAUGAUUGCACACAGAGUGAGUCCAUGCAACAUAUUAUGUGACUUGUUAAGCAAAUGUUUACUCCUGAACUUAUUUAGGCUUGCCAUAACAAGGGGUUGAAUACUUAUUGACUCAAGACAUUUCAGCUUUUCAUUUUGAAUUGAUUUGUGAAAAUGUUUAAAAACGUAAUUCCACUUUGACAUUAUGGGAUAUUGUGUGUGGGCCAGUGACAUACAAUCUAAAUGUAAUACAUUUAAAAUUAAUGCUGUUAAACCAUUAUGUGGAAAAAGUCAAGGGGUGUGAAUACUUUCUGAAGGAACUUUAUCAAUCAAAUCUAGCGGUUCAUUAAAUCUCCUUAUUGACAAAGAUUUAACUGUUUUUUAAUCUCAGUCAAAACAUUUAUCCUAUCACCUUGUUUGGCAUUGUAGCCUGGAGUCUGACUUGCAGAAUGAAAAAAAAAGAAGAGUUUUAAUAGUAAUGAGCUAGCUUUUUUUUUUUUUCACUGCCUGAAGAUGCAAAAAGGACUGUUAACAUGAGUUUAGCUAACCGUUUAAGCUUGUAUUUAGGAAUGUAUAUAUGAUGCCCGGGGUGAAACUCUGUGGAUUUGGAAACUAGAGGUGCUCCUGAGUAAAAUGGACCCUCUUUUACUGCGACACAAUGUACAGAAAAUUGUGUACGGUGCAAUAUGUACGCCCAAUAUUACCAAAAAGGGUGCCGCUGUAAAUUACAUGCAUCUUACACUACAUAAAUGUGUUAAAUAUAAUCUAUAACCGUAUGUCAUGCUUUAUAAAGGGUUCAUAAAUGUGGCAUGACUGCCCACUUGUGGUGCCACUGGACAGUGAAAAACAAGUAAGUUAACCUUUAUUUAUUGUAAUUUAAAUUAGUUUGUAGUAGUUAAGUGUUGAGUUAGAUUACAUACUGUAGCUACCUCAAUCGUUAUUUCAAAAUGUUGCUAGCCAUAGGCUCAGCUAAAUAAAAAUCCAGCCAUGUCUCAGUCACAUCAUGAGAUUUGUAAAUGAAAGAGGAAUAUAAUAAUAUAAAUCAAAUGGAGUUUGCCAUCUCCCCAUUGAGAGUAUUUCUGGCACAGCACAGAAAUGUCCUUAUCCAGAUAGUGAGACAAAGGCAUUUCCUAACAAACCUGCUAACUUUCUUUGUUGUAACUUUUAAGGUUGGAACCAACAUGCAGUACCUCCAGCAGGCAGAGAGGCAUGAACCAUUCAUUCUGCCAGCUCAGGAACAAGCUACACUAUUCACAGCCAUGUGUAAUAUUCAAUGUAAUUGCAUUGCUGGACUUCUUGAAACGUAACAUAUUUGUAUUGUUUUAAAAAUGUACAAAUAAAAGGAAAUGUAUGGUUUAAAUGUUUAUUUGAUACAAAGCCUUUAUGUAUGUGUUAUAGAUGACCAAAGGGAUCUGACUUUAAAGUAAGUACAGCGUCAUGCGAUAUAGUGUCUUUAUGGAUGUGUUAUGAAUGACCAAAGGUGUCUCACUUCAAACUAAGUAUUACAGGACACUACAUAAAGUGUCAAUAAAUAAUUGAUUAAUGUUCUGCUGAUUUAUGAAGGUGUUGGGUGUGAGGUAUUUAAAUGAUCUGAUGGACCUGCAAAGCUUGUGUGUGUGUGUGUGUGUGUGUGUGUAGUCCAACCUGAGACUACCGCACCAGUUAUUCCUCUUCUGUUCCAAUGCUGGAGACCAGGGCUUGAUUACAACCUGUUACAAUGAUGCCAACAUUCUGUGGCUGAUCUUUCAGCGGGGGAGUGGGUGAAUGUGUCAAAGACCUGACUGGGGCCAGCACCGUACAGUAUGGCUCGUUACAUUGUUGUGUGGGGGUAUGUGUUCUGAGGAACUUGGUUCCAGAAGAAAGCCACUUUCCAUUUCCUAUAUUGGGGGCUUUCAUCAAGGUAAGUGUUUCUUGGUGUAACGUCGUCCCCUGGCUAUUGCGCACACAACGCACACAACGCAUACAGCAUAAGCCUGGGAUAUCAACUAUUCAAAGUUGGCCUUAGUGGGAGUGACCAUAGCAAAAACAUUCCCCCUGGUCGUCACUAGUUAACACAGUCACAAAGUCAUAAUUAUGGCUACAACACUGCCCAUUUCCAAAAAUUAUCUUCUUAAAAUGUGUUUUUAAACCUAUCCCUAACUAAUGAAGGCCAAGUUUGAUGUGUUGGUCCACCAGAUCUUCCAUGCAUUUGGGUGAAAGUGUCUAGGAGUGAGAUUAGGUGUAAUGUGACUAACAUGAUUUCGCCUUAGAGCGUAUGCCAUCCUUCAGCACAACAUGUCACCCUUUAUAAAGCACUAAUUUACACUACAAGUCAAAAGUUUGGACACACCUACUCAUUCAAGUUUUAUUUUUUAUUUUUACUAUUUUCUAUAUUGUAGAAUAAUAGUGAAGACAUCAAAACUAUGAAAUAACACAUAUGGAAUCAUGUAGUAAGAAGUGUUAAACAAAUCAAAAUAUUUUAUAUUUGAGAUUCUUCAAAUAGCCACCCUUUGCCUUGAUGACAGCUUUGCACACUCCUGGCAUUCUCUCAACCAGCUUCAAUUAACAGGUGUGUCUUCUUAAAAGUUAAUUUGUGGAAUUUUGAGCCAAUCAGUUGUGUUGUGACAAGGUAAGGGGGUAUACAGAAGAUGGCCCUACUUGGUAAAAGACCAAGUCCAUAUUAUGGCAAGAACAGCUCAAAUAAGCAAAGAGAUACGACAGUCCAUCAUUACUUUAAGACAUGAAGGUCAGUCAAAUAGGAAAAUUCCAAGAACUAUGAAAGUUUCUUCAAGUGCAGUCGCAAAAACCAUCAAGCGCUAUGAUGAAGCUGGCUCUCAUGAGGACCACCACAGGAAUGGAAGACCCAGAGUUACCUUUGCUGCAGAGGAUAAGUUCAUUAGAGUUACCAGCCUCAGAAAUUGCAGCCCAAAUAAAUGCUUCACAGAGUUCAAGUCACAGACACAUCUCAAUAUACACUGUUCAGAGGGGACUGUGUGAAUCAGGCCUUCAUGGUCAAUUGCUGCAAAGAAACCACUACUAAAGGACACCAAUAAGAAGAAGAGACCUGCUUGGGCCAAGAAACACGAGCGAUGGACAUUAGACCAGAGGAAAUUUGUAUUUUGGUCUGGAGUCCAAAUUGGAGAUUUUUGGUUCCAACCUCCGUGUCCUUGUGAGACGCGGUGUGGGUGAACGGAUGAUCUCCGCAUGUGUACUUCCCACCGUAAAGCAUGGAGGAGGUGGUGUUAUCGUGUGGGGGUGCUUUGCUGUUGACACUGUCCGUGAUUUAUUUAGAAUUCAAGGCACACUUAGCCAGCAUGGCUACCACAGCAUUCUGCAGUGAUACACCAUCCCAUCUGUUUUGGGCUUAGUGGGACUAUCAUUUGUUUUUCAACAGGACAAUGACCCAACACACCUCCAGGCGGUGUAAGGGCUAUUUUACCAAGAUGGAGAGUGAUGGAGUCACUGCAUCAGAUGACCUGGCCUCCAGAAUUGAGAUGGUUUGGGAUGAGUCGGACGGCAGAGUGAAGGAAAAGCAGCCAACAAGUGCUCAGCACAUGUGGUAACUCCUUCAAGAGUGUUGGAAAAGCAUUCCAGGUGAAGCUGGUUGAGAGAAUGCCAAGAGUGUGAAAAGCUGUCAUCAAGGCAAAGGGUGGCUACUUUGAAGAAUCUAAAAUCUUAAAUAUAUUUUAAUUUGUUUAACACUUUUUUGGUUACUACAUGAUUCCAUAUGUGUUAUUUCAUAGUGUUGAUGUCUUCACUAAUAUUCUACAAUGUAGAAAAUAGUAAAAUUAAAGAAAAACCCUUGAAUGAGUAGGUGUCCAAACUUUUGACUGGUACUGUAUAUCAUAUUCAACAGUGGGUUAUGUCACAUUUGACCUUGGUGAUUAUGUCACACAGCAAUGGCACAUUUAUAAACCCUUUAUAAAGCAUGACAUGCGGUUAUAGAUACUUUAACACAUUUAUAUAGUGCUUAUGAAGGCAUUAUGAAGGCUUUAAGAAGCCUUUAUAAGCUGAACGUCAUUUAAAGCGUCACCAACUUUUACGUUUCUCUGUAGAAAAUAUACAUGAUAGUAACAACUUUGUGUGGGCUUACAGUAUUUCAGGCGAAGUGAGGGCUGCCCUUGGGGCCACCUGCCUUGGGUCCAAUGUGGUGCCGAUGAUCCCACAACCUUCCAAUGUUGGGCCCACAUCCUACCAAUGUGGGCAAGUUUGCUGGGGAAAAAUUGGCUUAUUUCAGGCAAAGUGAGGGCUGCCCUCACUAGAUAUGGGCUGCUCAAACUGGGUCAAUGCCUUGCAUGCCAAUGUGGAGCCAAUGAGCAAAGGCGCAUUGGCCCAAUGUGGGCAGCCUAUGUGGGGACAAUAUUUUAGCCCACAUUGGGCCCACAUCAUGCCAGUGUGAACAUGUUUGCUGGGGAGUUUCAAACAAGGGACUACUAUGGUUGCUUUGUUUGACAGUUAUUUGACGUUCCUUUGACUUCUUUGUGGCAGACACCAGACCUGUACCCGGACCCGGUCCCGGACCUUACCGUCGGUAUGACCGCCUCACUCCCAUUCAGGCCCAGUUCUCCAUCGAGAGCGACUCAGAUAUGACUGAGUCCACUGGACUUAUUCAGGAGUAUGACGUUUUUGACCCCUCUAAGCCCCGACCUCACAUAAUUUUUGUCAUUGGUAAGCUUGUGGCAACAAAGAAAAAUAGUAAUGAUUCACCUUUUGGUUCCCUGUAUUGUGUAAGCAUAAAAAUAACUUUUUAACAUGUAUUUUUGUCUAGGGGGACCAGGAAGCGGAAAGGGCACCCAAACUGCCAAAAUUGCAAGCCAUUAUCGUUUUGAGUGUGUGUCUGUGGGAGAGAUCCUGCGGAACCAGCUCCUGCACCAUGCCUCUAGUGACAGAAAGUGGGAGCUCAUCGCUAAGAUCAUCGCCAACGGGGAACUGGCACCUCAGGUAGGAUGCCGGCUGUCACUACCUGGCCAAGCAGCAAAGACGGAAGUUCUACAAUUUCUCUUCUAAAAAUAUUAUUUUAAGACUAGCCCUAACGUUAACCUUAACCUAAAUACCUAACCCUAACCUACCUAACAUUUUCAAGACUCAACUUUGCAGCAUGGCCAUAUUGUGGGAACCAAGGAUGCCAUUGUUAGAUAAUGUGUUCAGGUUCAAGGUGCCCUGUGGGAUUAUUUAAGAUACUCUUUGAAGAGAUAGGGUUUGAUUUGUUUUCAGGAAGAUGGGCAGGGACUCUGCUGUCCUAGCUUCAGGGAGUAGCUGGUUCCACCAUUGGGGUGCUUGGACUGGGCUGAGCGUUAGCUGCCCUCCCGUAGGAGUGGGAAGGCCAAGAGACCAGAGGUGGCAGAACGGAGUACUCUUGUUGGGGUGUAGGGUUUGAGCAGAGCCUGAAGUUAGGGAGGAGCAGUUCCUCUUGCUGCUCCGUAGGCAAGUACCAUGGUCUUGUAGUGCUCACUGUCUUUAUUCUUCAGGAGACGACAAUUGAGGAGCUGAAGCAGCAGUUCAUCAAGCAGCAAGGUGCCAAGGGUUUUAUUGUGGAUGGGUUCCCACGGGAGAUUGCCCAGGCAUUUACCUUUGAGGAGCAGGUGAAUGACAUCUACCCUAUUUCAUCCAUACUCUAAAAGUUUUGGUUUAUCACCAGGGCAGCACCCUUUUUUGCUGCCAUGUAGAACCCUUUUAUGAAUGUUCAAUGUUGUCACUAAAGAUCCCAUGGCACUUAUCAUAAGAGUAGGGGUGUUUACGCCUGGUGUCCUGGCUAAAUUCCCAAUCUGGCCCUCAUACCAUCAUGGCCACCUAAUCAUCCUCAGUUUCCAGUUGGCUCAUUCAUCCCCCUCCUCUCCCCUGUAACUAUUCCCCAAGUCAUUGCUGUAAAUGAGAUUGUGUUCUCAGUCAAUGUACCUGGUAAAAAAAAGUAACAUUCAUGAGAUGGUUCUGAAUAGCACCAUAAAUAUUUUUCACUGUGUAAUAUAUCCUGGUAAUUGGUGAAUGAUAAGUAUGAUUAAGUUUAUCUCCUUUUGUAUUUAUUAUUGUAAUGCAACUACCUAACAACUCUCAACCUGAAUCAACAACCCAUUCAACCACCUUAAAUGGAGGAGUUAGUCAAAAACGUACACGUUCAUAUACUUGUAGACACUGACUGUAUUGGACUAGCCGUUUUUACUAACUGUUAGCAAUUGAACAGCUUGAUUAGUCACUCAGGCAUGCUGGUGACACAUUCCUUACUAAACCUAUGACAAACACUGGUCUAAUACCUAAGGCCUUAGGGCUCUAUUCAAUCCAUAUCGCGUUAGCUCAGCGUUACAGAGUGAUUUAAAUUUCAAGUCUAUGUCAUUUCAGAUUUAGAUAUGAUAAUUUAUCACAAAGUAGUUUGGAAGUAGUGAGCUACCUUUUCAAAGUAACUAUAUAUUUUUUAAUGGUAGCUUUAGUGUAGCUUAACUUCUUCCAGUGUGAAGUAAUUUGUAGCUUGGUAAACUAUAUUUUCAGAGUAGCUUCACCAACACUGUGUAUACACAUGUAUUAUCGAACACUGCAAAUUCUCCAGUGUUAAAUUAACACUGAAAGUGUGGACCCAUAUAGACACUGGAACAGUGUUAAAUUAACACACUGCUUGGUGUAAAGCCUUGUUUCCCAGAGUGCCUUGCCUUUCGAGGAAUUGUAGAGUUACCACCCAUGAAUGUAUUUGUUAGUGACACAGACAUGGUUGUUGCAUUCAUCCAUUUUCAGUCUUAUGGACGUCCUGAGCGAAUAUGUUGUCAUAAAAAUGUAAUAUUUUAACACAGUACAAUACGUAUUUCAUAAGGCCUUAUUUUGAGGGUCUACACUCUAAACAUAACAAUUAGCUCUGCAAGUGUUGAAUUAACACUCAUUGGUGUAAAAUAACCCCAGUGUUGCUGUUAAUAACCAGAGUUGAACAAAAACCACACCCAUCAUUAUCAUAUUUCCCAGCAUGCUCUAUUGUUUGUUUCAAAUCAAAUCAAAUCAAAUUUUAUUGGCCACAUGCGCCGAUUACAACAAGUGCAGACAUUACAGUGAAAUGCUUACUUACAGCCCUUAACCAACAGUGCAUUUAUUUUUAAUAAAAAAAGUAAAAUUAAACAACAAAAAAGUGUUGAGAAAAAAAGAGCAGAAGUAAAAUAAAAGAACAGUAGGGAGGCUAUAUAUACAGGGGGGUACCGGUGCAGAGUCAAUGUGCGGGGGCACCGGCUAGUUGAGGUAGUUGAAGUAAUAUGUACAUGUGGGUAGAGUUAAAGUGACUAUGCAUAAAUAAUUAACAGAGUAGCAGCAGCGUAAAAAGAUGGGGUGGGGGGUGGGGGUGGGGGUGGGGGUGGGGGGCAUUGCAAAUAGUCCGGGUAGCCAUGAUUAGCUGUUCAGGAGUCUUAUAGCUUGGGGGUAGAAGCUGUUGAGAAGUCUUUUGGACCUAGACUUGGAACUCCAGUACCGCUUGCCGUGCGGUAGCAGAGAGAACAGUCUAUGACUAGGGUGGCUGGAGUCUUUGACAAUUUUGAGGGCCUUCCUCUGACACCGCCUGGUAUAGAGGUCUUGGAUGGCAGGAAGCUUGGCCCCAGUGAUGUACUGGGCCGUACGCGCUACCCUCUGUAGUACCUUGCGGUCGGAGGCCAAGCAGUUGCCAUACCAGGCGGUGAUGCAACCAGUCAGGAUGCUCUCGAUGGUGCAGCUGUAUAAUUUUUUGAGGAUCUGAGGACCCAUGCCAAAUCUUUUCAGUCUCCUGAGGGGAAAUAGGCUUUGUCGUGCCCUCUUCACGACUGUUUUGGUGUGUUUGGACCAUGAUAGUUUGUUGGUGAUGUGGACACCAAGGAACUUGAAGCUCUCAACCUGUUCCACUACAGCCCUGUCGAUGAGAAUGGGGGCGUGCUCAGUCCUCUUUUUUUUUCUGUAGUCCACAAUCAUCUCCUUUGUCUUAGUCACGUUGAGGGAGAGGUUGUUAUCCUGGCACCACACGGCCAGGUCUCUGACCUCCUCCCUAUAGGCUGUCUCAUCGUUGUCAGUGAUCAGGCCUACCACUGUUGUGUCGUCGGCAAACUUAAUGAUGGUGUUGGAGUCGUACCUGGCCAUGCAGUCAUGGGUGAACAGGGAGUACAGGAGGGGACUGAGCACGCACCCCUGAGGGGCCCCUGUGUUGAGGAUCAGUGUGGCAGAUGUGUUGUUACCUACCCUUACCACCUGGGGGCGGCCCGUCAGGAAGUCCAGGAUCCAGUUGCAGAGGGAGGUGUUUAGUCCCAGGAUCCUUAGCUUAGUGAUGAGCUUUGAGGGCAAUAUGGUGUUGAAUGCUGAGCUGUAGUCAAUGAAUAGCAUUCUCACGUAGGUGUUCCUCUUGUCCAGGUGGGAAAGGGCAGUGUGGAGUGCAAUAGAAAUUGCAUCAUCUGUGGAUCUGUUGGGGCGGUAUGCAAAUUGGAGUGGGUCUAGGGUUUCUGGAAUAAUGUUGUUGAUGUGAGCCAUGACCAGCCUUUCAAAGCACUUCAUGGCUACAGACGUCAGUGCUACGGGUCGGUAGUAAUUUAGGCAGAUUAUCUUAGUGUCCUUGGGCACGGGGACUAUGGUGGUCUGCUUGAAACAUGUUGGUAUUACAGACUCAGUCAGGGACAUGUUGAAAAUGUCAGUGAAGACACUUGCCAGUUGGUCAGCACAUGCUCGGACUACACGUCCUGGUAAUCCGUCUGGCCCUGCGGCCUUGUGAAUGUUGACCUGCUUAAAAGUCUUACUCACAUCGGCUACGGAGAGCGUGAUCACAUAGUCAUCCGGAACAGCUGGUGCUCUCAUGCAUGCUUCAGUGUUGCUUGCCUCGAAGCGAGCAUAGAAGUGGUUUAGCUCGUCUGGAAGUAUUGUGUCACUGGGCAGCUCGUGGCUCUGCUUCUCUUUGUAGUCUGUAAUAGUUUCCAAUCCCUGCCACAUCCGACAAGCGUCAGAGCCGGUGUAGUACGAUUCAAUCUUAGUCCUGUAUUGACUCUUUGCCUGUUUGAUGGUUCGUCGGAGGGCAUAGUGGGAUUUCUUAUAAGCGUCCGGGUUAGAGUCCCGCUCCUUGAAAGCGGCAGCUCUACCCUUUAGCUCAGUGCGGAUGUUUCCUGUAAUCCAUGGCUUCUGGUUGGGGUAUGUACGUACGCUCACUGUGGGGACGACAUCAUCGAUGCACUUAUUGAUGAAGCCAGUGACUGAUGUGGUGUACUCCUCAAUGCUAUCUGAAGAAUCCCGGAACAUGUUCCAGUCUGUGCUAGAAAAACAGUCCUGUAGCUUAGCAUCUGCGUCAUCUGACCACUUUUUUAUUAACUGAGUCACUGGUGCUUCCUGCUUUAGUUUUUGCUCAUAAGCAGGAAUCAGGAGGAUAGAGUUAUGGUCAGAUUUGCCAAAUAGAGGGCGAGGGAGAGCUUUGUAUGCGUCUCUGUGUGUGGAGUAAAGGUGGUCUAGAGUUUUUUUUCCUCUGGUUGCACAUUUAAACAUGCUGGUAGAAAUUAGGUAGAACGGAUUUAAGUUUCCCUGCAUUAAAGUCCCCGGCCACUAGGAGAGCUGCCUCUGGGUGAACGUUUUCCUGUUGACUUAUGGCCUUAUACAGCUCAUUCAGUGCAAUCUUAAUGCCAGCAUUGGUUUGUGGUGGUAAAUAGACAGCUAUGAAAAAUAUAGAUGAAAACUCUCUUGGUAAAUAGUGUGGUCUACAGCUUAUCAUAAGAUACUCUACCUCAGGCGACCAAAACCUCGAGACUUCCUUAAUAUUUGAUUUUGUGCACCAGCUGUUGUUUACAAAUAUACACAGACCGCCAGCCCUUGUCUUACCGGAGUCAGCCGUUCUAUCCUGCCGAUGUAGCUUAUAGCCCGCUAGCUUUAUGUUGUCCAUGUCGUCAUUCAGCCACAACUCGGUGAAACAUAAGAUAUUACAGUUUUUAAUGCCCCGUUGGUAGGAUAACCAUAAUCUUAGGUCAUCCCAUUUAUUCUCAAAUGAUUGAUGGGAGAGGCAGUUUACUCGCUCGCCGUCGGAUCCUUACAAGGCACCCCGACCUACGUCCACGAUAUCUCCGUCUCUUUCUCAUGCUAAUGACAGGGAUUUGGGCCUUGUCGGGUGUCUGUAGGAUAUCCUUCGCGGCCGCCUCGUUGAAGACAAAAUCUUCGUCCAAUACGAGGUGAGUAAACACUGUCCUGAUAUCCAGAAGCUCUUUUUGGUUAUAAGAGACGAUGGCAGAAACAUUAUGUACAAAAUAAAUUACAAAUAACACGGAAAAACACACAUAAUAGUACAAUUGGUUAGAGGGCUGUAAAACGGCAGCCAUCAUCUCCGGCGCCACUAACAUAGACUUUCAAUAUCUAUGUUUUUGCAUGUACAUUGAUUGACUAAUUAAUCUUAUGCUUCUCAAAUAUAAAAUGACAUACAUUUUCUAAACUUAUCCAACAUGUUAUCUGGACUUAUUGCACCCAUUAAUGAAAUAGUUGUUCCAGUUUAGAUGCUUAAGGUAGUCUCAUAUUUCAGUCUUCCACAACCUGCCAGUUAUUCUAAAUGCAGGUUGAGGAUGAUAAAAAUGUCAGGUUGGAUAUUCCCACUAUGGCUGGAUUUCAAUAGGAAUUACAUAUCACUUUGCAAGUCAGCAUAAUGUGACAGGUUGCAUAGAUAACCCAAUGUGUUGGGUUGUUCGGAUUACCCAAACAUUGGUUAAUAUAAAAACAAAAUGUACAUCCAUAAAUUAUUUUCAGGAGGUGUGGCUUAUUAGGGGCUUGGCUUGUAUAAUAGUUAUUUUUGGACACCUGUGAGAGUAAAUGUUAAUCAUGUUAAGUUUGUACACUGCAAUGUAAAACUCACACUGGGGCAACCGUUAAAGAUAUUUGGAACUCACGGGUGAAAAGGUUAAAGAACUUCUACACUUCUGUAAGCUUUAUUAAAGCUAAAAACAUGUCGGAAUGACAUUUACUCUCACGGGUUGCCAAAAAUAUGCACAUCCAUCUAAUCAGGUGCACAACAGAAGAACGUAUCAGAGAAAAAAGUAAUCUUCGUCAGGUCAAGAUCCAACUCGGAUCAAAACGUUGUCCUUGUUGUUCGUCUGAUUAAAUCACUAUGGGAGCAUACCAGAGUUGCGGACAUUACGUUUUUCUCACAUAUCUCAAUAACCCUUCAACAACAAAUCAACCUUGCGCUUUUAAAAAAACAACCCGACUAAGUGAUCCAAUGCCUGCAACCCAGCAGUUGGGUCAUCCAAACAACCCAGUAUUUUUUUGUAUAAGCCCUCAAAAUAAGGCCUUAUGAAAUACAUAUUGUAUUGUGUUAAAUAAUUACAUUUUUAUGAUAACAUUGACUUAGGAUCUCAAUUGGUGAAGUCCAAGGUCUUAAAAGGAAUGAAUGCAACAAAAAUGUCUCUGUCACUAACAAAUUCAGUUAUGGGUGGUAACUCUACAAUUCACUUCAAAGGCAAGGCACUCUGGGAAAUAUGCAAAUAAAGCAUUACACUAAGCAGUGUGUUAAUUCAACACUGUUCAGUAUCUAUACGGGUCCACACUUUCAGUGUUAAGUUAACACUGGGGAAUUUGCUGUGAAGAUAAAUUUUUUGCACACGUAGAGUUUUGAGUGUAGUGGGCGAUUCUGUUAAAUAAUCCAAUGAAAUUCAAAUUGAAUUGAGUUGACGUUGAGUUCUGAGUGUUGUGUGUGUAGUGUUUUGAUCUCUUAUUACAGCAUUACAUUUUUUACUCAAUUUUUUGUAUUAUUCAUUAUAUUUACUAUAUCCCAACUCUCAUGCAUACAGAUUGGCUCGCCGGACCUAGUGAUUCUACUGGCCUGCUCCAAUCAGCAACUUCGCCAGCGUCUUGAGCAGAGAGCCGCUCAGCAGGGUCGCCCUGACGAUAACACCCACGCCAUCGAGAAACGCCUGGAAACGUUUAAGCACAACAUCCCUCCAAUAGCC